ACAACUACUCGCUCCGAAAUGGCCUCCUCUCUUUUGAUCCCACUGCUGCCAAUGUCUUCGCCGCUGUCGCCUCCUCUGCGGCCGCUCCGCAGCCCAAACGCCGUCCCGGUAAUCCUAACCCGCAAACCGAGAUCUAGGGUUCGUCGAACGCCCCCUCCCCCUCCCAAAGCCACCCCGCUGCCGGAGCCCGCGGCACUGCAGGACUCCCUCCUCAAUCUCGUUCGGGCGUCUCCGCCCACCUGGAAGUCUGCUGUUGCGAGCAAUCUCCUCAUCUUCGUCGUCGGAUCUCCGAUUCUCCUGUCGGGGCUGACUGCUUCUGGCAUCGGAGCGGCCUUUCUCCUCGGGACAUUAUCCUGGAGGGCCUUCGGGCCGUCCGGAUUUCUCAUCGUUGCUGCCUAUUUUGUUAUAGGAACAGCAGCUACAAAGCUGAAGAUUACACAAAAAGAGGCCCUUGGCGUGGCUGAGAAAAGGAGAGGAAGAAGAGGGCCAGGCAGUGUCAUUGGUUCUGGUGCCGCUGGUUGUGUUUGUGCAUUUCUAUCGAUAUACAAUAUUGGUGGUGCUGCAUCUGCAGCACUUUGGCAGCUAGGUUUCAUUGCCAGCUUCUGUACUAAGCUGAGUGAUACAGUUUCCAGCGAGAUAGGGAAAGCAUAUGGGAAGACAACGUACUUGGUCACAACAUUUAAGGUAGUUCCAAGGGGCACAGAAGGGGCUGUAAGUAUGGAAGGGACUGUUGCGGGUCUUUUAGCUUCAGUUCUUCUCGCUUGCAUUGGUUACUUUCUGGGAGAGGUGGAUCUACCACAAGCUGCUGUAUGUGUUCUAGCAUCUCAGAUUGCAAACUUUGGCGAGAGCCUAAUCGGUGCUACGCUACAAGAGAAGAACAGUUUUCAAUGGUUGAACAACGACAUUGUCAAUGUUAUCAACAUCUCUAUCGGUAGCAUUUUGGCAAUUUUGAUGCAGCAGUUCAUUCUGGGGCAUUAGCAGCUUUAACUAAGAUUUACUAAUAUUCCUAUUGUGUGUGCCGCUUUGGUGCCGAAGUAGUUGUCUGAGUAGCUCACAAGCACAUAUAAUCAAUAACACAACAGCAGCAGGAUGAAUGCAACGAGAAACGGUUAUGUGAAGCCACAAGGAAAGGUUGCUGAAAUGGAUCAGUUCUCGCCCCAGGUUGGCUCAUGUAGCUGUAUUCUUGAGAUAUUCAUCAUGUUUUCAUCACCGAACAAAAAAGGUGAGAAAAUCCAUAGAUUACGGCAGAGUUGCUCGACUUUCUGAUAAAGUCUAGUGAUUGCCUGAACAUCUAUGUAAUGAUCAUUCUGUUCUAUUCCCGAUCACUGCUGUUCAUGCCAGCAGUGAUUUUGUUGAUUAAAUCGACAUGUUUAUUAAGUGUAUUCAUCUGAUUUUUUUUGUUA
Musa acuminata AAA Group (dessert banana) is the source of this 1403-nucleotide messenger RNA. RefSeq names its product protein VTE6, chloroplastic. Lineage: Eukaryota; Viridiplantae; Streptophyta; Magnoliopsida; Zingiberales; Musaceae. Gene Ontology annotation, cellular component: chloroplast inner membrane. The transcript is spliced from 5 exons. The coding region runs from base 19 to 978 and encodes 319 amino acids. The record is from RefSeq and is a predicted model, not a curated record.